AUGGAUCGAAGUUGGAUGACAAGACCACGCAUAAGUGACGAGUAUGACAAUGGAGUUGAAGAUUUCUUGCAAUUUGCCAAACAUAAUGCAGCACCCAUUGGUGGACUAUACUUAUGUCCAUGUGUUAAUUGUUUGAAUGGACGACGACAAUCUUUGGAUGACAUUAGAACACAUCUUAUAUGUGAUGGUAUUAGUCCAAAUUAUACGAAAUGGAUUUGGCAUGGUGAAUUACCACAAAUGUCAUCAAGCCCUUCGACUGCUCUAGUUGACGAAGAAGUUGGUGAUCAUAUAGAAGACAUGCUACGUGAUCUUGGACAAGAGGGUUUUAGGCAAGCACAUUCACCUUACUAUGAAAGCUUAGAUACUGAUUCUACGACUCCAUUGUAUAUGGGAUGCACAAAGUACACACGGUUAUCAGCGGUCUUAGGUUUGGUGAAUUUGAAAGCAAGAUUUGGGUGGAGUGACAAAAGUUUCAACGAAUUACUUUUGUUAUUGAAGAAUAUGCUUCCUGUAGAUAACACAUUACCCAAGAACCAUUACGAGGCAAAGAAGAUAUUAUGCCCUGUGGGUAUGGAAUACCACAAAAUACAUGCAUGCCCUAAUGAUUGUAUUUUGUAUAGACAUCAAUUUGCUGAAAUGCGCAGCUGCCCUACAUGUGGAGCGUCACGUUACAAAGUGAAGUCUGAUGAAAGCAGUGUUGAUGGAAGCACAUACAAAGAUUGUCCAUCAAAAGUGUGUUGGUAUCUUCCAGUAAUACCAAGGUUUAAGCAAUUGUUUGCUAAUGCACAAGACGCGAAAAACCUAACAUGGCAUGCUGAUAGGAGGAUUAAAGAUGGAUUGCUCCGUCAUCCUGCUGAUUCUCCUCAAUGGAAGUCAAUUGAUGAGUUGUAUCUGGAAUUUGGACAAGAUCCCAGAAACCUAAGGGUUGGUCUCGCCUCCGAUGGAAUGAAUCCUUUUGGGAACUUGAGCUGCAACCACAGUUCGUGGCCUGUUUUGCUAAUGAUUUACAACCUUCCUCCUUGGUUGUGCAUCAAACGGAAGUACAUAAUGAUGUGUAUGAUGAUAGCCGGUCCAAGACAGCCAGGAAAUGACAUUGAUGUGUAUCUUGCUCCGUUGAUUGAAGACCUCAGGAAAUUGUGGGUAGAAGGGGUUGAUGUGUAUGACAGGAAUGCUCAGGAGACAUUCAGGUUGCGUGUAAUGAUUUUUUGCACCAUUAACGACUUUCCGGCAUAUGGGAAUUUGAGUGGAUAUAGCGUCAAAGGCCACCACGCAUGUCCUAUAUGUGAGAAAGACACAAGUUACCUCCAAUUAAAGCAUGGGAAGAAGACAGUGUAUACAAGACAUCGAAGAUUUUUAAAAGCUUUUCACCCAUACAGGCGAAUGAAGAAGGCAUUUAAUGGCACAUCUGAGUUUGACAGUGCACCGAUUCCUUUGUCAGGUCAUGAAGUUUUUGAUCGGGUAAAGAACAUCGUCACUAUAUAUGGGAAGACACAAAAAAAGGAUGGGUCCCACAACCAGCUUUGGAAGAAAAAGUCUAUAUUUUUUUAUCUGCCUUACUGGUGUCAUUUAGAUGUGAGACAUUGCUUAGAUGUUAUGCAUGUUGAGAAAAAUGUAUGUGAUAGUCUAGUUGGGACACUGCUAAACAUUAAAGGCAAGACAAAAGAUGGUUUGAAAUGCCGUCAAGAUUUAGUAGAGAUGGGCAUACGACAACAGUUGCACCCAGUUUCAAAAGGUGUUCGAACUUAUUUGCCGCCCGCAUCUCAUACAAUGUCAAAGACUGAGAAAAAAAGCUUUUGUCAUUGUCUGAAAAAUGUCAAAGUCCCACAAGGAUACUCUUCAAAUAUAAAGAGCCUUGUAUCUGUGAGUGAUAUGAAAUUGGUUGGCUUGAAGUCUCAUGAUUGUCACAUUUUAAUGCAACAAUUAUUGCCUAUAGCCAUCCGGGGUAUAUUGCCUGACAAAGUAAGGGUUGCAAUAACUAGAUUGUGUUUUUUCUUCAAUGCCAUCUGCAGCAAAGUAAUCGACCCAAAACAGUUGGAUGAUUUGGAAAAUGAGGCUUCCAUUAUCAUUUGUCAAUUGGAGAUGUAUUUUCCACCUGCAUUUUUUGACAUAAUGGUUCACUUGGUUGUUCAUCUAGUUCGAGAAAUACGAUUGUGCGGGCCCGUUUAUCUGCGUUGGAUGUAUCCGGUUGAGCGGUACAUGAAGGUAUUGAAAGGUUAUACGAAAAAUCAACAUCGCCCCGAAGCAAGCAUUGUUGAAAGGUAUGUGGCUGAAGAAGCCAUUGAGUUUUGUUCUAAGUACAUUGAAAAUGGUUCACCUGUCGGUCUUCCUGAAAGCCGUCACGAGUCCACCCGACAAGGCAGGGGUACACGAGGAUUCAAUGUUGUAACCAUGGAUCGGGAACAGGUCUCUCAAGCGCAUUUAUAUGUACUAAACAACACUGCUGAAGUUAUACCAUACUUAGAUGCUCACAAGGAAUAUGUUGCAGCUUGUCACCCAAACAUGAAUAUGAUGCGCGUGUUGCAGGAGCACAAUAGGAGUUUCAUUAAUUGGUUUAGAAAAACAAUUUUUGGAAUUAACACUGCUUCUAAGACAUUAACAAUGUUAGCUGUUGGGCCUAAUCUGAAUGUCCUUACUUGGAAGGGGUAUGAUAUCAACAAUUAUUCAUUUUACACAAAAUCGCAGGAUGAUCACAGUGUUGUACAAAACAGUGGAGUCACCAUUGAUGCUCAUUCGGACCACUUUAGUAGUGCAGUGGAUAACCAUCCUAUUCGAGCGUCCAUGCCUUAUUAUGGACAAAUCAAGGAAAUUUGGGAGCUUGAUUAUGGUGAAUUUAGAGUGCCUGUUUUCAAGUGCCAAUGGGUUAAUGGAAAUGCAGGUGUCCGACAAGACAAAAUGGGGUUUACUUUGGUUGACCUUCAAAGGAUUGGUUAUAAGGACGAGCCAUUCAUCCUGGCAACACAAGCAAGACAGGUGUUCUAUGUUGAAGAUCCCAACGACUCAAGAUGGUCAGUUGUUCUUCAAGGGAAAACAAUUGGUAUAUCUCCCGAUAUUGAUGCUUCAACCCUUGAUGUUAACGACAUGCCGACCUUCUCCACAGAAAUGCCUCCCGUAAAUGAUGAAAAUGAGGAGGAUGAUGUAUAUGCGAAUCGUAUCGAUCAUGACGAAGGCAUGGCAACACCCCCGAGGUCCCCUCCACCAGCAGAUUCUCCUACGGAAACCACAAAAAAGAAGACUAGACAAACUACCAGGAUGCGAAGGUUGACUGCCAAAAGCUUAGAUCAACCACGACCAACUGUCCACGUCAACCCUUCUACUGGUAGAGGAUCUGGUCCUCAUAAAGAAAAAUUUCAUAGUUACCUGGGGGUAGUGGCACGGGAGAAAAUCCCUAUCGUUCAUACAACUUGGAAGGAUGUCCCAGAAACUCUAAAAGUUCUUGUAUGGGAUGACAUUUUGCCACAUUUGCCUGAAAUUUCAGUAACCAUGACUGUGAUUGCAACUAUAGAAGUAUGA
Messenger RNA from Glycine soja, 3510 nucleotides. RefSeq lists its product as uncharacterized. The record is from RefSeq and is a predicted model, not a curated record. Bases 1 to 3510 code for a protein of 1169 amino acids. NCBI's taxonomy places the organism in Eukaryota, Viridiplantae, Streptophyta, Magnoliopsida, Fabales, Fabaceae. The transcript has 4 exons.